Helianthus annuus (common sunflower) is the source of this 1185-nucleotide messenger RNA. RefSeq names its product F-box/FBD/LRR-repeat protein At1g16930. The coding region runs from base 1 to 1185 and encodes 394 amino acids. The transcript is spliced from 3 exons. The record is from RefSeq and is a predicted model, not a curated record. Lineage: Eukaryota; Viridiplantae; Streptophyta; Magnoliopsida; Asterales; Asteraceae.
AUGCCUACGAAGUUUGCUGUCCGUACUACCAUUUUAGCCAAAAGAUUUCAGUACAGUUGGAUGUUUGUCACCAACCUUGACUUUGAUGAUGAUGAUUCAACUAAUGCCACUGAUAUCUUUUCAAGACUUGCUCUUCUCCUCACGGAGUCCAGGCAUAAUUCUGAUAGCUUUAUAAAAUUUGUUGAUCGGGUUUUGGAAUCUUGCAGAUCACCUCAAGUUAACUUGGUCCGAAUUCAUGUGUAUUAUAAAGUUCGAGAGUCAUGCCCGUCAAAAUGGAUCGAUAAGGCGGUCAGGUUAAACGUUCGUGAGUUGGACUUGCGACUUUCCUUGUCUCAUUUGCCUUUAAGCCUUCGCACUUGCAAGACACUCACAAAGUUAGUCUUUCAUCGUACUGGUCGUGAUCGCCAAGCUUCCAAGUGUUGGGAGUGUCCGGAACGAGUUAGUCUUCCUUGUUUGAAAACUCUUGACAUUGAUGUAUGUGACGAUCCACAUGAAAACGCAUUUAGGGUCAUCAGUGGCUGCCCUUUACUUGAAAAUCUGUCUUUGGAAGUGUACCGUGUCUGGGGCGAGUACGAACGUCAAGACGAUUACAUAUUCAAUAUACCUACUUUGAAACGACUGAAACUAAUGUUGGGUUAUGAUUUAGUUAACCACAAAGUGGUUUUAAACGUCCCUAAGCUCGAAUAUUUCGUUCUUUGUGGAGAGUUGUUCUCGCUUUUUGUAAUGGAAGAUGUGUCAUCUCUGGCGGAAGUAACAUUAUCAAUUGAAAGGUUAGACAGUGAUCAUCAUCUGUGGGAUGAGCUUUUUAAGGGAUUAAGCGGAGUUAAAUCAUUGUCAGCUCAAAAUGAAAACAGCCGUGGUUGCUUCGGAUUCAUUUCACCUUUGCCUGUUUUUCAAAACAUGAAGCACUUGGAGUUGAAUCGUUUUUGGAAUCCAGAAUUUAUCCCACUUGUUCUUGAAAGUUCUAUUCAUUUUUCUUGUGUUGAAAACCAAAGCAUGAAGAAUCUGAUUGGAUUGAACCGAAGAAAUGCAGAGGUUUUGAAGACGGUAACAAUCACUUGGCGUAAUCUAUGCUUUCAAGAAGAAACACGGUUGGCUGCGAAACUGCUUAAGGUUCCAAGGGCUUCCCAUGAUUGUGAAGUCAGUUUUAUUGGAGGUGGUUCUCUCUCUAAUGCUAGUUACUAG